Molecule: messenger RNA, 1293 nt
Organism: Petromyzon marinus (sea lamprey)
Lineage: Eukaryota; Metazoa; Chordata; Hyperoartia; Petromyzontiformes; Petromyzontidae
Gene: DTD1
Product: D-aminoacyl-tRNA deacylase 1
Biological process (GO): tRNA metabolic process
Cellular component (GO): cytoplasm
Molecular function (GO): D-tyrosyl-tRNA(Tyr) deacylase activity
Source: RefSeq, a predicted model, not a curated record
UGGCGGUGCGGGACCACGUGGCAACGUCUCGCUCCACGUGUUUGCCGUUCCACAGCCAACCUGACAUUUCUUCCUCACUGUACAGAGAGGGGCUCUCUGUAGUCGUAGUCGUCGUAUCGGGCCGGCGGGCGCCUAGUGAAUGAUCCGAGCUGGGUCCUCGUCCAGGCUGCGGCAAUCGAAGACGAUUGAGGCAUCACGGUUUGAGCUCCGAGGCGGAGAGGCUCAGAACGGCGGGCAUUGACGGGGCAAUGAAGGCGGUGGUGCAGCGAGUGGCGGCGGCAAGUGUGUCUGUCGCUGGAGAGCAAGUGAGCUCCAUCGGAAGAGGACUUUGCGUGCUGCUGGGGAUUUCCCGCGACGACACGGAGAGGGAGAUCGACUUCAUGGUGCGCAAGAUCCUGGGCCUGCGCGUGUUUGAGGGCGCGGAGGGCCGCCCGUGGAGCUCCAGCGUGGCGGAGGCGCGGGGCGAGGUGCUGUGCGUCAGCCAGUUCACGCUGCAGGCCGUGCUCAAGGGCAACAAGCCCGACUUCCACCUCGCCAUGGCGGGCGAGCGCGCCGAGCCCUUCUACCGCCUCUUCCUGGAGCGCCUGCGGAGCGCGUACCGCCCGGAGCUCGUCAAAGAUGGCAAGUUCGGAGCACUCAUGAGUGUGCACAUUGAGAACGAUGGCCCAGUCACCAUCCAGAUCGAGUCGCCUCUGCCCUGUGCCGACCCCAAGCAGAUUGCCAAGCAGGAAAAACAGCAGCAGAGGCAGCAGCAGACAAAACCCAAAGUAAAAUCAGCGGCAGCGUCAUCAGAGCAACAAGACAACCCAAGUGGAGCUGAAGAAGGCAGCACAGCACGAAGCAGUGACUGAUCGCGUUGCUUGCGAACAGGCAAGCACUUUUAGUUCAUUUGAACAUGACCAGCACCAUCCUCCAGAGUUUCUCGAUGUGCGAGACGGGCACGUUCGGCAUGGUCCCCACGUCUCGAGCACGUGCUCGUUUUUUUCUGUUUUUCUUUUGACCGAUUGGAAUGAUUGAGGUGAUUUGUAGUGAUUGCUGCAUUUGCCGAUGGAGGGUAUCUUUUUAUUUUCCAAGUUUGCUAGAAUUCCGUGUUCACACUCACGUUGGCUUGUAUUUGUUCUUAUUUCCUUAUGGAGUUUUCGUUGUUUGCAGUUGCCAUUGCCCUGUUUGUGUUCAUAGCAUCUCCAUUUAUACUGUUUGAAACUGCUCUACCAAUGUCUUUAUUGGCAAUGAGACGUUUAGUCUCACCGUGCCCUCAAGACGGUAAUAAAUUAUUGAUGAUGUUAUAACAGA